AUGCCAAGCGAGGAUCGUUUCGACAUCGUCAUUUACGGGGCCACUGGUUUCACGGGUUUGCGGUGUAUCACCUCGUACGUUAGCUCGAAGCUAUUCAAAGGUAUCACUUUGGCGGUGGCUGGAAGAAAUGAGACGAAAUUGCGGCAAGCGCUUGACAAAAUUUCCAUUGAAACGGGAGUGAACACUCGCGAUGUAUCGAUCAUUGUCGCCUCCACGGAAGACCCUGAAUCACUGCACAAGAUGGCGCGACGAGCUCGCGUCAUUGUUAACGCCGUUGGACCGUAUCGUCUUCAUGGAGAGGCUGUGGUUAAAGCAGCUGUUGAAGAAGGAGCUUCACAUGUCGAUAUUUCAGGAGAACCGGCGUUUCUCGAGAAGAUGCAGAUGAAAUAUGGUGAACUUGCAAAGGAAAAAGGCGUCUAUGUGGUUGGCGCAUGCGGAUGGGAUUCAAUUCCAGCUGAUUUAGGAGUCAACUACUUAAAGAAACAUUUCCCUGGUGAUCUCAAUCAUGUCGAGACCUUUGUCCAACUAUUGACUGGUCCAGCGGGUUAUUCUUUCAACGCUGGCACCUAUCAAACGCUCGUAUUAGGCAUCUCGUCAGUCAUGAGUGACAAGUUGGGACAAAUUCGUCGUCAGAUCAUGCCUGAGAAGAUCCCUCGAUCAGCUAUCCGACCGCCAAAGCGGGGUAAACUCUGGCAAAUCGAUGCCGGGGAGUUGAACGGUGGCUGGGCUUUACCAUUUAUGGGCUCUGAUAAGUCGAUUGUUCAACGUUCACAGUAUUAUCAAUAUGUCGAAAAACAGGAAAGACCAGUGGCCAUUGAAACCUAUAUUCGGAUUGGUUCACUUCUUUGGGCCGUUUUGUUAGUUGUUUGGGUGUCGAUUUUCUCGCUUUUCUGUAUGUGGACUCCGACAAGACGUUUCUUACAGAAAUACCCGGAUCUAUGCAGUUUUAACAUGUUUAAGAACGCUGGCCCGACUCAAGAGCAAAUGGAACAAGCUGGUUUUAUCUAUUGGUUUAUUGGAAGCGGAUAUAGUGAGCGGAAAAGCCUAAACGAACAACACCAGGGACAACCGGAUAAAAGAGUGGUGGUAUCUUGCCGCGGGCCUGACGCUGGCUACAUAGCUACUUCGGCAAUGGUCAUGUCCUCAGCCCUCGCUAUCAUCAACGACAAAAAAACUUUACCGAAAAACGGCGGCGUCUACACAACCGCCUCCGCUUUCGCUGACACAAAAAUCUACGAGUAUUUGCGCGAUUUUGGCGUCACUUUCCAAGUUGAAAACGAGGCAAAGUUG
Molecule: messenger RNA, 1290 nt
Organism: Mesorhabditis belari
Lineage: Eukaryota; Metazoa; Nematoda; Chromadorea; Rhabditida; Rhabditidae
Source: the annotation of a GenBank genome assembly